GUACAGAGAACAGAUGUGCACAAAAUGCACUCAGCUUUUCCGCUGCCAACCUCAGAUGCUAGAUAUGCUGCUGUGGCAAUGUGAGUUGAGAUAACUGUGUGUGUGCUAAUGCACUAGAAGAAAACUACAGGAACUGACAUUUGUAGGAGGGUGAAGCACAUUCACGGACGCUCUCACUGUCACACGCUAAACUACAAUGGAUCAAGCAACAGACUACACUCUCCUGGGAGCGUCAGGAGGGGCAUCGCCACCUGCACUGCCCAUCAAACAGCGCAGGAGCAAGUCAUCUUCAAGCUCCAUCCAGGAUCUAGAUCUGAAGGUGGGAGAUCUACUCUUGUCUGGACCACAGACACCUGUGUCUCCAUUUGCUGAAGUGUUCACCCCUACUUACUGCAAUGCAGCCCACUGUCCAAUACACCAUCGCUAUGAAAAUCACCAGGCAAGAUUCUUCUCAGAUCAAACUCCUCCUCCAGUACCCAAAAAGAGUCUGAAGAGAACCCUAUCCCUCCCAGCGGAGGCUCUGGACCCAUCUUACCAUGAUCAUACAGGAACCUACAACUAUGAAAAUCCAUUAUACAUGAUAGCACCAUUCCAUGGCACACUUACACUACAAGAGGAAGAGGUACAAGAGGAGCUACAUCAAGCCCCGUCCUUGCACAGAGUGAACUUUGAUACACCAGAUGAGCAACUUCAAAGACUCUUCAGAAGCUUCCAGAGCCAUGAGCAAGUUUCCAUGGGUAUUCAAGAGUGUUAUCUUCAGUUUCUCAGGAACUCAUUGCAAAACAUUGAAUCGAGCAUCUUCCUAAAUGAACAGGAAAUGGAGAUGGCAAAGACUUCUCAGCCUAAUGACUUUAUAUUGUGUGAGGAGCAGUGGACGGAGAGGGAUGCUUUCUACUUGGUGCGUUGUUCGAAGAUUCCCGGGAGACUGUUUUCAGCAAAGGUUCACAGAGAAGAUUUGGUAUCAGAUUGUGCUAUAUCCAUGCCGCAUCCUAACAUUGAGCAAGGAGUGCUCCAUUUCCCACAAUGCACCGCUACGGAUAAAACUUCCACCUUGCAGCAUGCUGAGACAACUUCAGAGCCUUCACAUGGGGACACCACUGAGGUGUGCCAACAGCAAACAGUAGCGGAUCUUCUAGAGAAAGGUUUUAGUGUGACUGUGGUAAGAGACUUUCCAUUGGGAACACUGGAGGACUUUGUUAAGGAAGGACACUUUUUGCACUCCAGCCUUCCUGAGGUUUAUGAGAGGAGGCUUUGUCUUCUUGCGCUCCAGUUGGUACUAGGACUACAGCAGCUGGGGCAUUUUAAAGUAAUUAACAGGGAACUGAAACCACAGAGUGCGACUUUAGUGUGGCCUCAUAUCACUAGCAAGGGGGCUGACACUUGGGAAUACCCUAGUAAAAUGAAGAAGGUAAUGGACAGGAAUAUAGACACUUCCAAAGGUACACCCGGGAUCACGGUGACCGAAGAGCUAAUACACAAAACUGAGAUUUGUCAAACUUUAUGGGAGAAGUGGGGCACCCCUCGUUUGGUCCUGAAAAGCCAUUUUGAUGACAAAGUUUUUCAAGAAGCAACAUCCCAAGAGUUCCAGUUGGGGACUUUGCUGAGGUACUGCCUACAUCUCACUGAUGGUUGCUCAUCCACGUCGAAGGUGCCACAAGACACUCCAUACACUCCAGGAUUGCUGUGGCUGGUCACCCAGCUUACAUCUGAGAAACCUGGGCUACUAUUGGCCGAUGUGGUGGGUGUCCUCCAGGCCUUACUUUGGGGUCCACGACAGGGACUUUUUCAGCAGAACCAACUGGAGAGCUCUGUGUUUUCUAAUUGGCUGCUACUUAAGCGGUCUCUUUUAGUCCUCAAGCUUGCUGAGAAGGGACUCUUUCAGGACCAAUAUGGCUUGGACUGGGAAGACUAUCUCUGCCUGCAAUAUCUAUCCCUUACUGACCCCAAGACAAUGCAUAACAUUACUGAACACAUGGGCCUUCAUGACUUUUUUAAACCUGCUGAACAUUAAAAUGCAAAUGUUAAUGACAACAAUUGUCAGAUAGGGAGACUUAGAUAUAACUGUUGACUUAUGUAGCUAUAUAACCUAAAUUAAGUUU
Rhinichthys klamathensis goyatoka is the source of this 2099-nucleotide messenger RNA. RefSeq names its product PEAK family member 3 (gene peak3). Lineage: Eukaryota; Metazoa; Chordata; Actinopteri; Cypriniformes; Leuciscidae. The record is from RefSeq and is a predicted model, not a curated record. Bases 197 to 2011 code for a protein of 604 amino acids. Gene Ontology annotation, cellular component: actin cytoskeleton; focal adhesion. Gene Ontology annotation, molecular function: protein kinase activity. The transcript has 4 exons. Gene Ontology annotation, biological process: protein phosphorylation.